GAAAGAAAAAAAAUCAACAUUUUUGUAAUUUAUUAACAAAUUUACAAAAAUUUAUAUUUAAUUACUUUCGAUUACAACUUUACCAAACAUCAAACACUUACAAACCAUCAAUAUGAAAUUCUUAAUGAUUGUUUUUGCCAUCUGCGCUUCAUUGGUUUUGGUGGCUGGCCAAAAUUUCUUGUUCGGCCAACUGCCCAACAGACAAAUCAAUUUCAAUACACUUGAUUUCCCCCAGCCCACACAAGUGAGAGAUCCUAGACAAAAUAGAGGACCCGUUGUCUUCCCCCCAUCUCCCCCAGACGCAAUUGAUGAAUCCAGUGGCGUGAUUGUAGGAGCCUCAGGUUACGGUUUUGUACCUCCCCAACAAACAAAUAGAGGUUAAAACUAAAAACAAAAACAUGUUAACCACAUACACUCACACACACAAGCAUACAUCUUUACUACAUAGAAAAACAACACCUUCGCAAAAGCAUCCAUUUUAAAUGUAACGGAUUAUUAAUCGCCAUUUUAGAGUUACCAACACUACUACCACUACUGCAUAAGCAUAUUUACAUACAUAGUUAGUUACCCUUAUUUACUUACAUCUUACAAUGGAGUUUAAAAAGCGCGCCAUGUACCAUUUAAAUAUUUAUUUCUUUAAACAAUAAAAUCUUAUAAAUACUAAACAUUAGAGUAAAUUCCACCACCACCCAUUCAAUUUAUAUUGUUUUAAAUUAUUUAAUUUUUCUAUUAUAUUGUAUUAAAAACUCGAUUCAAUUUGUUUAAUAAUAAAUUUUAUAAUACAUAA
Calliphora vicina (urban bluebottle blowfly) is the source of this 787-nucleotide messenger RNA. RefSeq lists its product as uncharacterized. NCBI's taxonomy places the organism in Eukaryota, Metazoa, Arthropoda, Insecta, Diptera, Calliphoridae. The record is from RefSeq and is a predicted model, not a curated record. Bases 113 to 382 code for a protein of 89 amino acids. The transcript is spliced from 4 exons.